AUGUCCGACAGGAUACUUUGCAAGUUCUUUGUCCAUGGCUCGUGCUUGAAAGGGGAAAAUUGUGAAUAUUCCCAUGACUGUAAGGAAUCAGCGAAUAAUGUUUGCACAUUCUAUCAGAAAGGAUUAUGUUUGUACGGAAGUAGAUGUAGAUAUGAACAUGAAAGAGCUUCCGAUGUUCCUCUACCAUCAUCUCUUAGCUCAGAUUCUCAGCCACAAUCUUUAACCACUGCAUAUAGCUCCCUCUUCACGAACCCUCAACAAAAAGGAGAUGUUCUUACAGGGGAGAAUCAUGAUGGUGAUAAAUCCACUACUAAUGUUUAUUACAUCCACCCAAGAGAAUACCCGAUUUGCUCUUUCGCUGCAGCUGGUGAUUGUCCUCGAGGAAACCAGUGUCCACAUAUGCAUGGGGACAUCUGCACAACUUGUGGUAAGAAGUGUUUGCAUCCUUUUAGACCCGAAGAACGAGAAGAGCAUACCAAAGAGUGCGAGAAGAAGCAAAAACACAUCGAAGCUUUGAAGAAAAGCCAAGAUAUUGAGUGUAGCGUGUGUUUGGAUCGCGUGUUGUCAAAGGCCACUCCAGGGGAAAGGAAGUUUGGGCUGUUGACGGAGUGUGAUCAUCCGUUCUGUAUACAAUGCAUUCGUAAUUGGCGUAGCAGCGCUCCUGUUUCGGGAAUGGAUGUGAACAGCACGUUGAGAGCUUGUCCUAUAUGUCGCAAACUCUCGUAUUUUGUUGUCCCGAGUGUUGUCUGGUACUCUACUCAUGAUGAGAAGAAGGAAAUUAUCGACAUUUACAAGGCAAAACUCAGAUCAAUCGACUGUAAGCACUUCAACUUUGGAAAUGGAAACUGCCCGUUUGGAGGAAGCUGUUUCUACAAGCAUGCAUAUUCUGAUGGUCACUUGGAAGAAGUUGUUCUACGGCAUCUUGGUUCUCAAGAAGGAGAAACCGUAAUAGCAGACAGUAUCAGGCUAUCAGAGUUCCUUGGUGGCUUGCAGAUUUAA
Molecule: messenger RNA, 999 nt
Organism: Arabis nemorensis
Lineage: Eukaryota; Viridiplantae; Streptophyta; Magnoliopsida; Brassicales; Brassicaceae
Source: the annotation of a GenBank genome assembly